AUGAUCAGACGAAGAUGCCCAAAUACUGAGAAGAGUCAGAUUUACCUACCCGGGCAAGAAGGGCCCUCCUUCGCACCACCACCACUGCCCUCAGGCUGGAUCGCCCAAUGGGACGGCAACAGCAAGAAAUAUUAUUUCGUGCAACUAAGCACCGGAGCUUCGCAAUGGGAUACACCUAUCCAUGCUGCACCGACGGGACCCACACCUCAAGCUACACCGCAGGGAACUGAACAUCCGUAUGGAUUACCUGGAGAAAAUCACGGGGGCGACCAUGGAAAUAAUAUGAAUAAUAUGCAUGCGCAUGCGCAACCUGCUGAGAUGGGUGGUGACGGGACGAGGGGAUUUGGAGGGGAGAAUGCGGGAGGAGAUGGGGAGAGGGGUAUUGGGUCGUUCAUUACAAACCAAUAUUUGAAAAAACAAACCGGCGGAAUCCUGGGUGGAAGUAGUAGUUCCAAUCAAGGAAGCGGUUUGGGAAGUCUAGGUGGACUUGCAAGUUCAUUCUUGGGAGGAUCUUCAGGAUCAAGUCAUAACAAUAAUAAUAAUUCGCAUUCAACAAGUGGUAGUGGCACAUCUGGGAUCACGAGUGCCUUGGGUAGUAUAUUGGGUGGUGGAAAGAAAACAGACAAACCGCCAGCACAGACUUCGAGUUAUUCCAGUUCGCAGACUGGUCAACAUGGUCAGGGUGGUGCUAGUGGGUUGAUGGGAAGUUUGGGUGGAAUGUUUGGACAUCAGAGUCAGGGUCAAUCUCAGGGUGGAAACUUUGGAUAUUCGAACAACAGCAGCGCAAGCCAAGGAGGUUAUUCUGGAGCAGCUCCUCCAAGUUCUUAUCAGCCUGCCGGCGCAAGUCAGAACUCAUAUAGCUCUCCAGCUCCCGCACAAUCUUAUGGCCAAGGACCUACACAUAUAACAUCGUCACAGUCCUAUUCCCAAGGACCUACACAUACAGCACCAUCACAGUCUUAUUCCCAGGGACAUACACACACACCAUCGUCACCCUCCUAUUCCCAAGGACAUAACCAUUCUUAUUCUCAAGGAUCUGCAUCAUCCCAUCAAUAUGAUCCACAAAAUCCAUCUCAUGGCAUGCCAGCAAAACAACAAUAUGGUGCUCCGGGUCAACCAUCAUCAUACGGUGCUCCUCAACACCAGUCUACAUUCGGAAAUGCACCGCAAUCGCAACAUAACCAAUACCCGGGACCUCCAGUUUAUGGAUCUGGUCCAAGUUCUCCAGGCGCAUACGGUGCGCCUCAACAUCAAGGACAUCCGCAACAUCAACAGCACCAGCAACAUCAAUAUGGUGGCCCGCCUGGUCCCGAGAUGUCAGGCGGAAUUUACAGUGGCGGAGCUCCUCCUAUUCCACAUGGAAGCCAUCCUCAUCAUGGUCAACAUCAUCAACAACAUGGUUCGCAAGGUGGUUCAUCUGGUGGUUACCCUCCUCCUUCCAGUGGUUAUCCUGGUCAACCAGGAUGGUAG
Sclerotinia sclerotiorum 1980 UF-70 is the source of this 1470-nucleotide messenger RNA. RefSeq lists its product as hypothetical. The record is from RefSeq and is a predicted model, not a curated record. Bases 1 to 1470 code for a protein of 489 amino acids. Lineage: Eukaryota; Fungi; Ascomycota; Leotiomycetes; Helotiales; Sclerotiniaceae. Gene Ontology annotation, molecular function: protein binding. The transcript has 5 exons.